This is a messenger RNA of Pangasianodon hypophthalmus (striped catfish), 2468 nucleotides long. It is a transcript of the gene rmdn3, whose product is annotated as regulator of microtubule dynamics 3. The transcript is spliced from 13 exons. Gene Ontology annotation, molecular function: microtubule binding. Lineage: Eukaryota; Metazoa; Chordata; Actinopteri; Siluriformes; Pangasiidae. The coding region runs from base 541 to 1965 and encodes 474 amino acids. Gene Ontology annotation, cellular component: cytoplasm; mitotic spindle pole; spindle microtubule. The record is from RefSeq and is a predicted model, not a curated record.
AUGGCGCUAGUGUAUCGUGAUUUUGUUUACAAGUUUAAAAGAACGUUGCCGAUUUUCUGUUUUUUUCUUCUCACACUCGUUACAGCAGGAUGGUACUUUCCAGUUAAAACCGAAAGUGUUUACUAGUUUCUCGUAAAUGUGAGAAUUAUUUUUUUAUUAGUAUCAGCAGCAGAAGGGUUUUGUAUCCGGAAGUGUAGCUGAGAGAGGUGCGCGUGCAGGCACGGUAUCGUUAUCGCACGAGCUGAUAAUAAUAAUGAUGAUGACAUCACGCGAACAAUCGUGAAGAAAACGUGUGUGUGUGUGUGUACUCGAUUUAAAAUUAUUUCAGGAUUAUUUCGCUAUUUUCUUUUUUUUAAUUUCGAGAAAAAAAUAAUUGGUAAUAAAAUAACAAAUUGCGAAAAUAGGAAUUGUUCUGUUGCUAGGAUACGAAGCACGUGGACACCGUGUCCGCCGCGUGCUGUAGAGGAAUCGUAUAUGAUUAUUAUGAUUAUAUAUAUAUAGUAAUAGUAAUAAUAAUAAUAAUAUUAGAUUGGAUUAAAGAUGAGCUCUCUGGGGCGGAACGGUCUGAUCGGUCUCGGUAUCGGUGUCACCGUCAGUACCGGUUUGGUCGCGUUCCUGAUCAUUAAAGAGAUGGUGCGGAGGAGGCGCGAGCGCUGCCUAGCGGUGUCCCGCAGCAGUGCGGGGUUUGCGGUGAGCAGUGCAGCUGUGGACGGAGGGAUAACCCUGGGACAGGACGGCGGAGUGGUGUUAGCGUCUGCGCUGAGCGGGUUAACCCCGGAGCAGCACACUGAGCUGAGGAAGACUCUGGACGACGUGAUGAUGAGCGUGUCCUCUCUGCGUGGUGAAGUGGCCGAGCUGAGGAACGGCCUGAGAGACAUCGCCAGCACCAUCGUCGAGGACGUCAGGAGGGGAGUGGAGGAGGGUCAGAGGUCACGGCGGCGACGUCACUUCCUGACGAGGGAGCGUUCUGAUUCGAUGAGCUCCAGCUCUAUCUACUUCACUGCUAGUAACGGGAUGACCAGUCAGAGCGAGGGCGGAUACACUACGGCGUAUUCGACUGCCGAGUCUGACUACACUGACCGAGAGACGGACAGAGACGAGGACCGCGACGAGGACGAUGAAGACGACGAUGACGAGGAGGAGGAGCGUAGCUGUGCUACAGUUCUCACUCUCCAGCCGGACGAGCUGCAGUCUGAGGAAGACUACGUGGACGGUGAUGAAGAAGCGAUGACGAUGAUGAAUCCUGAACUCACUCUGAUGCUGACCCAGAGUGAUUUCCUACACGCCGGGGAUUCUGGGAAAAAAACUGACGGAUUUAAUCUGUUGACGGAGAACAAACCACUGUACAGUGAUAAUGUCGAGUUUCUAUGGCGACUGGCUCGAGCCUACAAUGAUAUGUGUGAGCACGCGGAGGACGAGGACGAGAGGCGGAGCUACGUAGAGCAAGGUCGUGACGAGGCAGAGUCGGCGCUUCAGAGGAACGGACUGAACGCUGACUGUCAUAAGUGGUUUGCUGUGCUGACCGCUCAGACAUCGCAGUGUGACAGCAUGCACAGUAAACUGAAGUGCAGCCACAUCCUGAAGGAACACCUGGAUCGCGCUUUAGCUCUCAGAGAUGAUGACCCGCUGUGUUUCUACCUGCUGGGCCGCUGGUGCUAUGAGAUGAGCAGGUUGUCGUGGUUGGAGCAGAAGGCAGCGGCUGCUCUGUAUGAAACUCCUCCAUGUUCCUCUCUACAGCACGCUCUGGAGAACUUCCUCAAGGCUGAGGAGCUGAAGCCAGGAUUCUCCAGAGCAGUGAGACUCUACAUCGCCAAGUGUCAUAAGGAUCUGGGGAACGAAUCAGAGGCGAGGAACUGGACACACCUGGCUCUGGCCACGCCCACUAACACCCACCAGGAGGCGGGGAUCUCUGGAUUGGAGGCGGAGCUAAAGGCUUUGAUUGACAGCCCAGCUGAGCAGCUGUAAGGUUGUGGAGCGUGACAUUUAUCUCUCAGUGCUAACCCCACCCCCCUAGCCGUACGGCGUCAUGGAUCAUUCCAAACUACUUUCACAACACGUUCAGUCGAUGCUCCAGUGUUUUAACACCAAAACUGACCAAAAUAAGGGCCCUUAGAAGUCAACUGACCUAAUGCUGCCUACUUAGGCACCCUAGUUUAAAAAGGAAAUGAUGGUGUGAUGUAUUACACUCUGAUAAGUGACAUAUAAGCGCUUAAAGAGAAGCUAAUUUAUUCAUUAAAGCUGCUGUUCUCAGAACGAGUGUGUUCAUUUAUCUUUUACUAUUUAACACAUUUCACUGAUGGGCAGCUUUUUAUUCACAAAAGAACAGCUAUUUAUUUCACUCGUGAUUUAGAAAGCCAUCGUACAGUCUGAAGGCAGCGUGUUUAAGUCUUAAUGUGAAACAUUCCUCAUGUUCAGUGUUUUGUGCUGGUGUGUAAAUAAUGAAGGAAAUAAACUCAAGCUGAAGCUGA